Messenger RNA from Macadamia integrifolia, 887 nucleotides. RefSeq names its product calcineurin B-like protein 3. Gene Ontology annotation, molecular function: calcium ion binding; kinase binding. The annotation marks the transcript as partial. The transcript is spliced from 7 exons. Gene Ontology annotation, biological process: calcium-mediated signaling. The record is from RefSeq and is a predicted model, not a curated record. Lineage: Eukaryota; Viridiplantae; Streptophyta; Magnoliopsida; Proteales; Proteaceae.
ACAGUUAGUGUAAGUGAAAUUGAAGCAUUAUAUGAGCUAUUUAAGAAGAUCAGCAGUGCUGUCAUUGAUGAUGGGCUGAUCAACAAGGAAGAGUUUCAGUUUGCUUUAUUCAAGACAAACAAAAAGGAAAGCUUGUUUUCUGAUCGGGUGUUUGAUUUGUUCGACACAAAACACAAUGGAAUAUUAGGUUUUGAGGAGUUUGCACGUGCUAUGUCAGUCUUUCACCCCAGUGCACCACGUGAUGAUAAGAUUGAAUUUUCUUUUCAACUAUACGAUCUCAAGCAGCAAGGAUUCAUUGAGAGACAAGAGGUGAAGCAAAUGGUCGUGGCUACACUAGCUGAAUCUGGCAUGAAUCUUUCAAAUGAUGUAAUAGAAAGUAUCAUUGACAAGACCUUCGAGGAGGCCGAUACAAAACAAGAUGGAAAAAUUGACAAGGAAGAGUGGCAAAGUCUUGUUUUGCGACAUCCAUCUCUCUUGAAGAAUAUGACUCUUCAAUACCUCAAGGAUAUCACUACUGCAUUCCCGAGUUUUAUCUUCAACUCAAAGAUUGCCGAUAAUACCUGAUGUUUUGCAUCCACUUUUUAACUUUAGGAGUCUAUUGAGAAUGGUUUGUUCCUUUCUAAACAACAGUGUGAGCCUCCUGAGAUCAGAGGGCCCAGAAGAAAGCUGGCAGGUCAGAUUGUUUAUUGUUAGGAACAAUGGUUUGUGUUUUUUUUUUCCCUUCUUUCUAUGUUCAGACUCCAAACAUUCUUUACUUCUUUCAGAGUUGAGGUUUUCUGCUUUAGUUAACAAAGUUUGCAUUGGUUUUUUAUGGGGAAUCUUUUCCAUGGGAUGAAAGAAGAAAGAAGGAUACUGUAAUAGAAAAUGAAGGUCAAAACUUUCCCGAA